AUGGGUCGCUACCAAGAUCCUUUUGACUGCUCUCGCUUCUACGUGUGCUCGUAUGGAACUGCCCAUCAGUUCUCUUGUGAUAAUGGUACUCGUUAUGACCACGACAUCGGAGUCUGCCGCCAUGCUUCUGACGUCAUCUGUAGAACAGGAAACCAGCUCAUGACCGAAGCCUUCACAUGUCCGACGAUGAAUGGUAUGUACCGAGAUAUCACUUCUUGCAACCAUUUCUAUCUCUGCGCCAAUGGCCGCCACUUCCGGUUGGCAUGCCCUCCAGGUCUUCAGUUCAAUGGUGCAGUAUGCACAUGGAAAUCAGCCAACAGCUGCAAAGAAGGUUCCAAUUUUGAGAACGAAGUUAACUGGACAACAGAUCUGAAAAUCCCGGCAAAUGAUGUUGACAAAGAAGAACUUCCAAUGUACAAAAGCAGUUUUGAGAAUUCAAACAACGAUGUAGAGUUUGAAAAUGAGUACUACGACAGCACCCCAGAAGAAGGUGGGAGUGACUUUCCGAGAUUCGUAGACAAAGUUAAAACCAUGGAUGAUAUAGAUACCAUCCAGAUUGGACUUUUGGCGCCAAAAGGCAAAAAGCUGUCCGCUGAAACAACCGACAGUUCGUCCCGACGCACACCUAAAACUACGACAAAGGCAACGACAAAAGCAACAACUACGGCUGCUAAAACGACGACUACGACAGUGAAAACCACAGCCCCGACCAAAGUCACAACUACAAGGGCGUCAAAAAGUACCGGAAGAAAGCAAACAACCACACUCAAGGCAACAGCAACAACAGCUAAAACUACCCCACGGAAAAUCACAAAGAAAGUCUCUAAGAUGCUCAAGACCACACCCACUGCUUCCACUACACAAAAGCUAAAGAUUACCACAACAUCUAUCGCAAAUGUAACCACAAGCGCUACAAAGAAUGUUACAGUAAAUAUCACACUUGACAACACUAACACCACCCAGUCAUCAAGUCCAGUGACUUCAAAAUCCACAACAACAACCAAGGCCAGCAAAACGACACAGCGAAUUCCUACGACCAGCCGGCAAACGAUGAAAGCUGUGAAAUACAAUGGCGCUAAAUCUCUUAUUUCGGACUCAUCUGUCAAACCUAAAUCGUCUACAACCAAACCAGCUACGACAAAAGGUACCACAACACCUACUAAGGACCAGAAGACGACCAAAAUCACAAAAUCUUCAGCAACGAUCAGCACAGAGUCCACCAUCUCAGUGAAUAUCACAGAAGACGACGACGAGCAAAACACAACACUUUCACCACAAAACGUCACGAUAGACGUCAACGUCACAAGCAACAGUAAUGAUACCGACAAUUCCACAUUUGCCAUCGCUGACGAUGAUGCCCUUAACGCCACGUCAACAGUUGCUCCUUCCUCUACAUCCUCACAGAGCUCUACCACCAGUAAUAAUACAUCAACAACAGAUGCCAAAAAGGGUACGGAUGCGACAGCACAUACUACUGAUAAAACACUUAUGACGAAAGCUAUAAAGACAACAACAGUCAAGACAUCAUCUAGCAAGAGGAAAGCGUCUAGGUCCGUGGAUUCAGUGAAGGGAAGUGAAGAAGCCAGAUUCAGACUGGAAGCUGUUCAGCUUAAACAAUGA
Liolophura sinensis is the source of this 1620-nucleotide messenger RNA. RefSeq names its product mucin-2-like. The coding region runs from base 1 to 1620 and encodes 539 amino acids. Gene Ontology annotation, cellular component: extracellular region. The record is from RefSeq and is a predicted model, not a curated record. Gene Ontology annotation, molecular function: chitin binding. NCBI's taxonomy places the organism in Eukaryota, Metazoa, Mollusca, Polyplacophora, Chitonida, Chitonidae. The transcript is spliced from 3 exons.